AUGGCUGAGGCAGGCGGGAAUAUCAAGGUCGUGGUGCGAUGUCGGCCUCUCAACUCGCGCGAUUGCUCGCGGCGCGAACUCCUGGUACGCAUGGAAGGCAACCAGACCAUCCUCGAUCCGCCCGACGCCGGUAGCGCGGGGCGCAGGCAUCGUCUGGAAACACUGUAUGAUGAUCUUGGAAAGGAGUUGCUGGAUCACAGUUUCUCGGGCUUCAAUGCGUGUAUUAUGGCGUACGGUGCCGACAAGGGAAUUAUCCCGCUUACUUGUUCGGAGUUGUUUACGCGAGUAGAGGGGAAGACGGCUGCGGACCCUAAUAUCAGCUUCACAGUAGAAGUGUCGUACAUUGAGAUCUACAACGAGAAGGUCCGCGACUUGCUGAACCCGAAGAACAGUGGGAAUUUGAGGGUCCGAGAGCACCCUAGCCUUGGUCCUUACGUCGAGGAUCUGUCCAAGCUGGUCGUCAGUAGCUUCGAUGAGAUGAUGACCCUCAUGGACGAAGGUAACAAGGCGCGUACGGUCGCCGCCACAAACAUGAACGAGACCUCAUCACGGUCGCAUGCCGUCUUCACGGUCAUUCUGACUAUGAAACGGCACGAUGUUGACACAAACUUGGACACCGAGAAGGUCUCCCGCAUCAACUUGGUCGACUUGGCUGGCUCCGAGCGUGCAAAUUCCACCGGAGCCACAGGGGCGCGUCUCAAGGAAGGUGCCAACAUCAACAAGUCCUUGACCACGCUCGGGAAAGUCAUCGCCUCCCUCGCCGUGGCGAGUUCAAACGACGGCAAGAAGGGGAAGAAGGGCAAGGCGGAUGAGUUUGUCCCGUAUCGAGACUCUGUCUUGACAUGGUUGCUCAAAGACAGUCUUGGUGGUAACUCCAAAACUGCUAUGAUUGCUGCCAUCUCCCCUGCAGAUGUCAACUACGAGGAGACUCUCAGCACGCUGCGGUACGCCGAUCAGGCCAAGAAGAUCAAGAACAAGGCCGUCGUCAACGAGGAUCCGAACGCGAAACUUGUCCGUGAACUCAAGGAGGAGCUGGAGACGCUCAGAGCGCGUGUCUCCGGGUCGUCCAGCGAGGCGGUAUACGACCCCAAGAUCCCAGCAGCACAGCAGAAGGUCACGUACCAGGCGAAGGACGGUACACUGAAGACCGUUACGAAGGCCGAGCUGCAAGAACAGCUGGAGACGAGCGAAAAGCUUAUGCAGGUACAGAAGGAGCGAGAAAAGGCGCUGGAAGAGCUUGGUAUCACGAUUGACAAGAACAAUGUUGGCGUACAUACCCCAAGAGGGUACAUGCCUCAUCUUGUCAAUUUGAUCGGCCGUCUUGACAGCCAAAAACCGGCUGCCAUUCGACUCAGCGGUGAGAGUAUCGGAGAGGAGCAUUACGUUCUGUUCGUUGCUGCCUUGUUGUGCACCAUUGAAUGUGUGCUACAGUUCUUGAACGGCCGGCAAAUCACUCCAGGACAGACCUUUAAACUUCGAACUGGCUUCCGAUUAUUCUCGGGACAUCAUGUAUUCCGCUUCAACAAUCCAGAGGAAGUCCGGAAACAGCGCGAUCGCGCCCUGGCAAACACGGAGCCUCACUCUCCCGCCUCGUCCAUUGACGUCGCUGAUGUAGACUGGACAUUCGCCAAGCGCGAAGCUGCCUUCGCGCGAUUAGGAUUGGACCCCACGCUGGAUAAUCUCCCGGACGAAGACUUGAACAAACUCUUCGAGAAGAUUACGAAGGUGAAGACAAUGCGAGACCAUAACGCUCGACCGCGCCCAGAGAGCAGUCUUAGUCAAGCGGACGACAUCUGGAGCGAGAACGGGCGGCCCGUCGAUGCGAUGACGAGCCAUGACAGCCCAGACGUCGGUGGGCCGAAGGACGUGCAGAACCAGCUCGAGUCGCAGCGCGUCGAGUUUGAGGCUCGUUUGCAGUCUAUCGCGGAAUGGACACCAAUUGAACUGGUGCAGAACCACAUGAAGCGCCUCCUCGAUGCCAGGGCAAGAGGGGAGCAUGAUGCCGAGCUGGAGGCGUUCGAGCCUGUCAUCUAUUCCGCGAAACAGCUUCGGCUCAUCCGAAGGGUCCUCGACAAGUGGAGAACUCACCGGUCCUUCUCUAUGGCUGAGGUUGUUUUGUCUAAUGCCGUCUUUGUCAAGGAGGCAAAUGUCAUCAGCAAAGAGCUAGGCAAAGAUGUUUCGUACAACUUCACAGUUGCUUCUGGUGGUUCGCUCGCAGCACCUGCAUCUGCUAUUGACACAAUAGCAGGACUGGAUCAAUUUGGUGACGUUGUUGACCCAGUUCUUGCUUCUGCAACACAACCCACCGUCGCUGUCAAGGUCGUCGAUAAGCGCAACAAUGCCAUCUACGCCUGGUCUCUGGAUCGCUUACAGCAACAGCUCCAACGCAUGCGUAAUCUCACCACGUUCAUUGAUCGCCCAUCCUACUCCCAACAUUUCUCCUCCGAAGAACCUUUCUACGACAACCCACCACCCGAGUACUCCUUCAUCGGCAACGCGCUGUUGUCCCUGGCACCCCUUUCACGGCGACUGUCGUUAAAUUCGACUGUGCCAAUCUUCGACCGCUACACGUCUGAGGCAAUUGGCUCAUGUCGCAUCGACGUGAAGAUUGCUAAUGUUGUCUUGAAUCCGAAACAUGCACACUCUUCCUCCACUUCCACCCGUACAUCCUCCCCUGUCCCCGGGACUGUUCCCCCAGGCAGCAAGUUCAGCUUCGUGCUCAGCAUCGACAAUGUCAAGGGCCUAUCACAUCAUGACUUCCAUUCCGUCCACUUGCAGGUCCGGCUAUCAUCAUUCCUUGGCCCAUCCACGGCAUCAGAAGAAGUCUACCCGUCAUCUGCAGUGGACUUGGAGGCGUCGACACUCUCGGACCUCAAGUUCCGUCGCAGCUUCUCGAUCGUCGCGUCGUCAAGAGUCCUUACAUAUCUCCGUCAAGGAUACGCACCGAUUGAGUUUUUCGCGAGACUGAAGCCGACCUAUCUGGAACGCAUGGAACGUUGGGACGAAAUGCGAGAGCAGCGUGUCGUUCCUAACACCAGAUCCAGUUCGCCGGAGAGCAAACCCCAAGCGGCAACGUUGCCCCUCAUGCGUCGGUCGGAGACAGACUUUGUAGUGGAGCAGACGCACGACGUCGUAGCUUGGCUGCAGAUCAGCGAACUUGCACCGAAUGGCUCCUAUACGCCUGUCCCGGUCAUGUCCCAUGGAAACUUGGAUCCAGGCGCAUUCCAGCUGCACCAAGGUCUACAACGCCGCAUCGUCUUACAGAUGUUCUCGAAUUCGGGUCGGCAGUUACCUUGGACCGAGGUAUCGCGCGUCCGCCUGGGCAACAUUCGAUUGCUGGACGCGAAGGGCCGGUUAUACGAAGCAAAUUCGAAGGCGUUGAUCACCUUGCCUCUGCUACAGCAGCAACACGUCGAAUUCAGGCCUGACGGCACAGGUAUCCUCUCCGCAGAAGCGCUCUGGGAUUCUAGUGUACAUGACACAAUCCUCCUCAACCGCGUCACCGCCCCGGGCCAACGCAUCCUUCUCCAGUUCCAAUUCUCGGUCAACGUUGAGAUCUGUGCAGACCCUGUGCAGUUCACCAUGGACACGGCUAUCUCAAUACAGACGCGAGACGCACGACCACCAUCUCGCAUCUUCAGUCUGCUCGGGUCGACAAAGAUCAUCCCGAAGACAAGCACGGUCUUUACAGUCAAGCUCUCACCACCGCUGACGAGAUCGCCCAAGGACCUCUGGCGGUUAGACACCGCGGAGAAGUACGUGCGCGGCGAAGAGUCCCUGGGUGUAUGGCGACCACGCGGCGUCUCUGUAGUGGAGGACUACAACCGCCUUGUCUCCAUGGAGCGGCGAGCUGCGGACGUCCAGGCCAUCCGUCGUGUCACGCAGGCUGACGCGGUUGUAUGGGGGUCCGAGGCCCUUCUGAAGAAGGCACUCGCGUUGUGGCAGAAGCGCUUCGGACACCCCGGCGAGAUCGUGAUCAAGGAGUCUAGCGUGAAGUCGGGCAAGAGCUCCGUCGGCAUGCAGCUCGCGGAGUCGAUGAAGCUGAUUUCCUCGACGAAGGUCGUCCCCGAAAGUGCUGAUGGCCCGACAAAGAAGGGCCAUAUGCUGAUCAUGAUCGACGCGAAUGAGAACGUCUGGGAACGGAGGUGGUUUGUAUUGCGAAGGCCGUAUCUCCAUGUCUACGCGCACUCGAACGAAACUGAGGAAGUCAAUGUCAUCCAUCUGGAUGGGGUGAACAUUGAAGUCAAUCCGGAGAUGGAGGCUCUUCUCGGGAAGAAGUUCACCUUCACGCUCUUCACCUCCUCGAACUCGUACGCGCUCGCCGCGCCGAGCUUCAAGGAGCUCCAGGCAUGGACAUCCAAGCUGGACCCGACACGUCUCCCGUCAUGA
Molecule: messenger RNA, 4389 nt
Organism: Fomitopsis serialis
Lineage: Eukaryota; Fungi; Basidiomycota; Agaricomycetes; Polyporales; Fomitopsidaceae
Exons: 25
Coding region: 1-4389 (1462 amino acids)
Biological process (GO): cytoskeleton-dependent intracellular transport; microtubule-based movement
Cellular component (GO): microtubule; kinesin complex
Molecular function (GO): microtubule binding; ATP binding; microtubule motor activity
Source: RefSeq, a predicted model, not a curated record